AUGAGUGAAACUACGACAGCAAUGGAGCUGUUUCCUGGUGAAGCCAAGACAGUAAGUUCAACAUCGACGGCUCUUUACGGCCAGACUAAUGCUAUUUACGAAAUCGGAGCUUCUCCAUCACAAGGGACACUUCUGAAAGGAGCCAAAGCAGAAAUCAUUGUUGUUCUUAACGCCGAUGUUCCAGAUGUUCCAGAUGCAGUACGCCACAGCGACAAGGUAGGCGCCUGUCAAGUCCAAGAUGCACUCCCUUGA
This is a messenger RNA of Cylicostephanus goldi, 252 nucleotides long. The record is from the annotation of a GenBank genome assembly. Lineage: Eukaryota; Metazoa; Nematoda; Chromadorea; Rhabditida; Strongylidae.